Aureobasidium vineae is the source of this 1881-nucleotide messenger RNA. The record is from the annotation of a GenBank genome assembly. Lineage: Eukaryota; Fungi; Ascomycota; Dothideomycetes; Dothideales; Saccotheciaceae.
AUGGCACAACCGACGCGCACACUGUCGCUCCGGAUCCUCUCGCCGUCGGCCGAAGUGGGCGAUGGCCUCGACAUGGCCAACGUGCCCAUCGACACGACCAUUGCCGCCUUGAAGGCCAUGUUGACCGACCUGAUCCCCUCGAACCCCCAGCCUGAUCGUAUGAGACUCAUCCACUUUGGUCGCUUCCUGGCCGACGACAACGAGACACUGGCACACAUAUUCGGAGAGGCCGUCAUUACCCAAACCACGCCCUUCAUGUUACAUCUGGUUGUCCGCGCCCCUCCCACGCCCAUGGAGACUGCAGCUACUCGCCAGCCGCUCUUUGCCUCAUGGGGUCCUCAGAAUCCCGCAGGAGGUCCUCCCCAACAACAGCCAAACGUCCUCCCACCAGGCGCCGCGAACCAUCCCUUGAUGCGACCAGGUGCUGCCUUUGUCCCCCAGCCCCAAGGCGCUACUGCUACACCACCUCACCCUGCCGCUCCUACUCCUCCUCAUCAACAUGGCCACCCUCCACCACCAAACCUGCUGCAACAUCUCAUGGAGCGCCAGCAACAACACCUCAGACAACUCCACCCACAGUUCCCGCUACCGGGCAUGCCGCGACCCACUCCUCCUCACAGCGCUCCACACACACCACCUCCGUUCGCGAAUCACCAUGCCCACCCACAUGUCCACCACCACCACCCGCAUGUCCACGCCCAUCCUCAGCCACAACACCAACCCCUCCAACAACCACACCAGCGUACCGCUACAAUUACAAUAAACCAAAGCACUAUCGCCGUGCCAAUGCCUCUCGGUCCCCAUGGAAUGCCCAUGGGCCAGAUGCCUCUACCUGGCUUCCCACCAAUCCACAAUCUGUUCCACCAACAACCUCAACCACAAAUUCAGCAAUUCAACCCUGCUUCUCCCACAGUCUACCUGCUGUCGUCGCGUAACGGCCCACAGGCUCUUCUCUUCUCACCACAAGGCACAUACACUGCAAGUCUACCACACACUCCUGUGCCUGCUAUGCCCACUAUCCCCAAUCCACUCUUCGCUCACUCCCGACCUCUCACACCUGCCGCUCAAGCCGCGCCACCACCUGGCUUCCAACCACCUCCUGUCGUUGUCGAUCCUCCACAACCUCUAGAACAGGUCGCACAACAACUCGUCCAACAAGUGAACCAAGGAGGUGCAGUGAACCAAGGAGCUGCAGAGAACCAAGAGGUCGACGUCCUGNCCCCGUGGCAGCCCCUUUUGGCUCAGGGCUGGAUGUUGCUUCGACUCUUGUUCUUUGCAUGGAUCUUGUUAGGCACAGGUCAGGGUUGGCGAAGACCAUUGGCUCUUCUCGCAAUUGGUAUCCUCUUCUGGGCCAUUAACGCUGGUGGAGUUGGUAACACAGUCAGAGAUGCUGUGCGUUCGUGGUGGGAGGCUGUUGUUGGAUUGCCUGGUCAGCCUGAUCAACCACAAGGACAGGAACACGGUGCAAUCAGACAGGCCUUGAGACCUGUCGAGCGCCUGCUUGCUCUCCUCAUCGCAUCACUAUGGCCUGGGGUUGGUGAACGCACCGUCAUCGCUAGAAGAGAAGCAGAGGAGAGACAGAGACGCGAGGAAGGAGAGAGACAGGCAGCAGAAGCAGAGCGCCAGAGAUUAGAAGCAGAGCCGUCUACCACUCAACAAGUGCCCACGAGUACGGGAGAGAGUGAUCCAGUCGCUACCAUCGAAGGACCAUCCACUACCACAGCCACUGGCAACAAUGUUGCUGCCGAGGGACAGGAGAUCAGGGAGAGAAAGACGGCAACUCAUGACUCCAGUGCAGAGCAGGCAUCAGCAUCACAAUCCGCAUUGUCUCGCGAUGAACAGAGGGCACAACAGCUUAGCAACCUUACACAAGACUGGUGA